AUGGCGCCAACGAAAGUACCCAAGAAACCUCUGAAGUCCAUGGAGAAGAUCGCGGACAAGCCUAUAGCAAAAACGAAAAAAAUCAAAAAAAAGAAGAACUAUCAAAGCUUCUCGAUCUAUCUUUACAAAUUACUGAGGGCCGUCACGCAAGACAACCUGGGCAUCUCAAGGAAGUCGAUGCUGAUUAUGAAUAACUUCGUUAACGAUAUGCUGGAGAAGAUCGCCGUGGAAGCCGGAAGGCUGGUCGCCCACGGCAAGAAGAAUACUCUGGGCAGCAGAGAAAUCCAAUCGGCCGUCAAGUUGCUAGUCCCGGGAGAGCUGGCCACACACGCCAACUCCGAGGGCAUGAAGGCCAUAAGCAUGUACCAUUUGAGCAAAAAGAAAGACUCCAAAAGCAACGACUCGGAAUGA
Molecule: messenger RNA, 411 nt
Organism: Bombyx mandarina (wild silkworm)
Lineage: Eukaryota; Metazoa; Arthropoda; Insecta; Lepidoptera; Bombycidae
Product: late histone H2B.L4
Cellular component (GO): nucleosome
Molecular function (GO): DNA binding; structural constituent of chromatin; protein heterodimerization activity
Source: RefSeq, a predicted model, not a curated record